Molecule: messenger RNA, 4400 nt
Organism: Anarrhichthys ocellatus (wolf-eel)
Lineage: Eukaryota; Metazoa; Chordata; Actinopteri; Perciformes; Anarhichadidae
Gene: tgfbr3
Product: transforming growth factor, beta receptor III
Exons: 14
Coding region: 350-2611 (753 amino acids)
Biological process (GO): cell migration; regulation of transforming growth factor beta receptor signaling pathway; transforming growth factor beta receptor signaling pathway
Molecular function (GO): glycosaminoglycan binding; type II transforming growth factor beta receptor binding; transforming growth factor beta receptor activity
Source: RefSeq, a predicted model, not a curated record
UAGUAAAGAAAAGCAGAGAGAUAGUAGUGAAGUGUUUAAAACUGUGAGCGAGAGGGGCUGUUUACGCAGACUUUUGCUGCUUGUGUGUGUAUACAUCACGUCCGCAGCCGGUUUCCCUGAAAUAACGGGAUUGUGUGAGUGUAAAAGCCGAGAGAAGAACGACUUAUAUAACCGCAUCCACCGGAGCGAUUUCAACUUCAAGCAAGUUUACUUGCUACACUUUCUGGAGGCUCUUCAUGCUGCGGCUUGACGCUGACUUCCUGUUGACUGCUUUGUAGAGAAGGAAGCCCUCGUGAACAGCAGGAGAAAGUGCCUGUUCACUCAGCAUCCUCAUACUGGAAGCUGCAGGAUGGCGAGAAGAUUCCCCAUUCCCGUGUUGCUUCUUGCGAUUUGCUGCCUGGCAUCUGCAGGGCGGUUGUCUCGCAGCCCGUGUGAGCUGCUGCCGGUGGGGACAGGACACCCGGUGCAGGCCACGUCCAGGAGCUUCACCGUCAUGUCCGGCUGCGCCAGCCGGGGCACCACGGGCCUCCCUCAGGAGGUCCACAUCGUCAACCUGAGAGGACAUGCUCCAGAGGGACCAGACGUUGAGCUGCACCUGAAGCCGAUCCAGUCUCUGCUGCGCCACCAGAAGCCGCUGGUCUUAGUGCUGAACUCCCACCAGCCGCUGAUCUGGAAGAUCAAGACGGAGCACCUGACCCUGGGCGUUAAACGUACCUUUCAUGUAUCUGAGGGCUCAGAGGUCCACUUCCAGCCGGGAAACUUCUCCCUCUCCUGCCAGAUCCAGAAGGAGGCCCUUCCCCAUGGCAACGAGCACCUCCUCAACUGGGCCCAGAAGAAGUACAGGGCGGUCACCUCUUUCUCUGAGCUCAGGAUGACUCAAGACAUCUACAUCAAAGUCGGAGAAGAUCCGCUGUUUUCUGACACCUGCAAGAUUGAUACCAAGUUCCUGUCUCUGAACUACCUGGGCAGCUACGUGGAGCCACAGGCAUCAAAGGGCUGCGUCCUAUCUGGCCCCGACAAAGACCAAGAGGUCCACAUCGUUGAGCUCCAAGCCCCCAACUCCAGCAGUGCUUUCCAGGUGGACGUCAUAGUUGAUCUACGACCUCUGGAGGACGAUGCCCCGCUGCAUCGUGACGUCGUCUUGCUGCUCAAGUGCGCCAAGUCCGUCAACUGGGUCAUCAAGGCUCACAGUGUCAUCGGAAAGCUGUAUGUGGUGGCCUCUGAUACCGGGAGUGCCAGUUUUAAUACGGAGAGGCUGAUGCAAGUGUUAAAAUCCACCAAGCAGCACUUGCCGUCUGGGCCACAAGCCCUGAUCAAUUGGGCAAGGGAGCACGGCUACGGUCCAGUCACCUCUUACACCAGCACUCCUGUGGCUAACUACUUCAACAUCCGACUCAGAGAGACAGAUGUGGUGGAUCCUCUGGAGAGCAUGUUGCCUCCAGAGCUCUCCAUCCCACACGACUCCAGUCCCCACCCAAGAGCUGGAGCUGCAGCCCGGCGCCCCGGUCUGCACUUUCCCUUCCCCUUGCCUGCGUCCGACGGCCGGCCCUUCUUUCCUCUGCCCUCCUCCCUCGACAACCGGCACUGGGAGAACACGGAGCCCGAGGAGCAUCAGGGCACUCUGAGCGUCGGCCUCAGCGUACAGUGUGAGGACACGAGGAUGGUGGUCAGCAUCGCUAAAGAAAGCCUGCAAGUGAAUGGGUUUAGUCAUGCCAACCUCACUCUUCAAGACCCAGCUUGCAAAGCAACCGUCAAUGCCACCCACUACACUCUGGAGACUCCUCUGACUGGCUGUCUGACCACCGUGUUUCCCUUGCAGGGGAGCCCAAUGGCCCUCCACAUCAACUCCGUUUUGAUAAGUCAUGCUGAGCCCAAGGAUGGGAGUGGCAGGCUGCUGGAUUUUGAGGAUCUGGAAUCUGGAGACGUGCUGUUCCCGAGAGACCCGGUGGACUCGGAGAGGACGUUUACGGAGCCGGCAGAGCAUCAGUCCUUCGUAGCGUUCAACUGCACGUACCGAAGGAACCGGGAAAACUCAGCAACGGUUCCCAGGAUUGUACCAGGACCAGGGAGGCAACCGGCGAGCAACAUGACGUUUAACAUGGAGUUGUACAACAAGCUGCCAUUCAACAAGCCCUCGCGCCAGGCCUUCUACACUGUCUCGCAAAAGCAGCAAGUCUUUGUGGAGGUCACAUCAGCCGCAUCCGAUCCAGAGCUAGGGUUCCUCCUCAUAUCGUGCUUUAUUUCUCCCGACUCCAACCCCAGCGUGGGCUCAGACUACACUCUCAUCGAGACAGUCUGCCCCUCAGACGACUCCGUCAAGUACUAUCCUGAGAGGGGCUUCCCUGUCCCUCACACACAGGCGGAGAAGAAGAGCUUCAGCUUCACCUUCAACUCAACGUUCAACAGGUCUCUGCUUUUCCUGCACUGCAAGAUGUGUCUGUGCUCCAAGAGUUCUCAGAGCAACCAGAGACUACCAACGUGCUUACACCCCAGGGAGCCCUGCGAUUCUCUUUCUGGGGACAACAUCAUGGCGAUGAUGAUGAACUACAAGACGUCUACCAAGCCGCUGGUCGUGGUGGAUGGACGUGAUCGAUCAGAGGAAACAGGUUAGUUGAGAGCAAAGAAAAACACGUUUUACACCUACUCAGAUGGCACGAGUUCAGCAUGCACGUGGGUUUGAAAAUCUCUUGUGACUCUCGUUUUUUGAUUUUAACAGCGCUACAUUCAGCUCUGACUUACAUUAUUUUGAGUAUAAAGAGUAUAAAGCAGCCAGAGAAAGCUCGGUCCGAUACUUUGCGAUUAGACCGAAACCUCAAAACGCUGCACAUCACUUCCCCACAUCUGGUCACCAUUAACUGCAGUGUGUGUGUGAUUGUGUAUGCGCCCACGUGUCUGUUUACAUUAACAUCCGUACACAAGAGUGUGUGUGUGUGUGUGUGUGUGUGUGUGUGUGUGUGUGUGUGCGCGCGUGUGUGCGUGUGCGCGUGCAUACUAGCAUGUGGUGGACUGCAGUAAAGGGGAUCGUGCUAACGCUGAGGCCCAGCUCGGCUGCUCUGGACCAGUCCAUGCUGAGGGAGAGGUGGAAAAAGAGGAAUCAUACAGCACCAAGCUCCAGUUGUUUUCACUUAGGACCUUCACUGUGGCCUCCCCUCUCCACUAGAGGAGGGUGUGUGUGAGAGGAGAGUGUGGAGGUCCUCUUGUUGGCUUUGGGAGUCCAGCCAGAUCCUAAAGGCCCCUCGAUCAUCACUUGUUUAGCCGCUCAUUGUGUUGCGUAGUCUCUAAGGGCUGUGAGUGUGAUCGGAGGGAGGGAGCAGCCUGCAGAUGUGGGGGGAGGACUGAGGUAACCAUGGUCACAUUUGACUAAUUAUGGCCUAAACUGAGAUGGGGUGAUAUCAUGAGUGCCCGAUCUCUGGUGGACUACCAGAGCUUUUCGAAUCAGCAUCCCCUCUGAGCAAUGACAUCAACAUCAGCCGAGUGGUCAGUUUGAGUCAACUGCAUUGACUCAUGGUUUUAAUAUACAUCACAUCGUUUUAAUCAGUGUGAGCUGGAGCCUGAGCGACGUAUCAGCACGGCCGAUACUGGCGGCCUAUUUAAGGUUGGUGUGGAUAUGUUGUAUCGGUUCAUGCAUCAACUGAUAAGAAUCACAAGAAGUGACAAAGACGCGUAGUUUGUCAAUUGCAUAGUUGGCCGCCCAGACAGCACUGACGAGCAGGAUUAAGAUAAAGAAGAAUCAAUUAAUCCGGAAUGAAAUUAUUUUUAGCUGUAGCCAUACAUACAUUACGUACAUUAUGUUGGCCACAACUCCUUUUCAGGAUUUAUUAUUGUUAUUAUUUGCAUUUUUUUAAAACUCUCAAUUAUCGAUAAAUACUGUUAAUCGGCCUCAAAAAUCUGGUAUCAGUCGGCUGCAGAGUGAGUGGUGAGGGAGUUGCACAGAACAUUGCUGAACAGAAGUGGGUGGAUUUCUUUUACAUUUGAACUGGUCAUAGGGUUUCAAGGCUGGGCCGGUAUAUAGAUGCAGUCACUUUUCAGCACAGAAGUUCCAGUGUUGAUGCUAGAGAAGCUGCUGAAGCUAUUGGUGAACAGAGACUCUGAAACCUCCAGUAAUGAGUGAGUGAGGUACACUGGUCCAGAACAGGCACUGCCCACCACAUUACUAUGCCAGCUCUGCGGGGUUUAUUUUCCAUGGAACAGAUAAAGUAAACACAAAUAUGCAAUAAACUCACAACUCUAUUUAAAAGGCAUCUCUUGUGCUCGGAAGAUAAACAAAACAAGCUGCCUUUUCAAGGGCCACACCAGUUUGGAUUCAGGCUUCAGCAGACUGUGGCCAUUAGAGAAAAAUAUGACCCAGAAGUUAGCAUCGCACUGGUUCUUUCGACAAAAAGUCAAUGGGAUUUUUCCAU